This is a messenger RNA of Pectinophora gossypiella (pink bollworm), 3307 nucleotides long. It is a transcript of the gene Gorab, whose product is annotated as RAB6-interacting golgin. The coding region runs from base 1 to 3096 and encodes 1031 amino acids. Lineage: Eukaryota; Metazoa; Arthropoda; Insecta; Lepidoptera; Gelechiidae. The record is from RefSeq and is a predicted model, not a curated record. Gene Ontology annotation, molecular function: nucleic acid binding. Gene Ontology annotation, biological process: non-motile cilium assembly; DNA integration. The transcript is spliced from 2 exons.
AUGCGCGGCCUAGGUGGCCAUGAGAUCGAAUCAAUUUCUUACGUCACAACAAUCAUACAAUUUCCUGAGGUAUCGGUAGAAGUGGAUUUAUACGUUGUCCCCAGUGGUUGCAUUACUGCUCCUAUUUUGAUAGGUACUGACGUGCUUAAUAGAAGCGGAAUGACAUACGUUCGGACUAAUGAGACCCAACGUUUGAGGAGGUUAGAAAAUAUACCGUCCGUGCUGCCAGUGUCUACAUUGGGGUUUGAUGAUAAUUACAUUAAUACACCCCUAUUAGGCGAGGAUAGAAAUUGUUUGUUACGCGUCAUCAAUGACUUUUCGAGUACUUUUGUCACCGGAACCGCAACCUCUACGGUAAAUACAGGUAGCAUGGACAUAAAACUAACUUCUACCGCGCCAAUAGUUCAUCGACCUUAUAAACUUUCGAUUGACGAGAAAAUUAGAGUGCGCGACAUAAUUAAUGACUUGAUGGAGAAGGGCAUCGUUCGAGAAUCACAAUCAGAGUACGCGAGUCCUAUCAUUCUCGUCAAGAAAAAGGACGGGAGUGAUAGGAUGUGCGUUGAUUACCGCGCGCUUAACGCUGUCACGGUUAAAGAACGGUUCCCUUUACCCCUUAUCGAUGACCACGUUGAUAAGCUUGGUGGCUUUAAAUACUUUACAAGCCUCGAUAUGGCGACGGGCUUCCACCAAAUACCCAUGAAAGAUGACGAGUCAAUAAGCAAAACUGCCUUUGUUACGCCCGAAGGGCACUUCGAAUAUUUAAAAAUGCCUUAUGGUCUAGCUAACGCCCCAAUAGUGUACCAAAGGAUCAUAUCAAAGACACUUAAGCCGUUCAUAGAUUCUGGUAGGGUGUUGACCUAUAUUGAUGACGUGUUGAUUUUAUCUAACACAGUGCAGGAGGGUAUUGAUCUGUUACGGCAGGUUCUACAAGUGCUUACUCAAGCAGGGUUCUCAGUUAACUUAAAAAAAUGUUCUUUUCUGUCCACUGAAGUUGAAUAUUUAGGACGGUUAGUGAGCAAUGGUCAGGUACGACCGAGCCCUAAAAAGGUGGAAGCGCUGGUAAAGUCUCCCAGACCUACCAAUGUUAGGGAGGUUCGCCAAUUCCUAGGCCUCGGCGGUUAUUUUCGCCGGUACAUUGCGGGAUAUUCAUCUAAGACUGCUCCUAUUGCGAAGCUUCUGCGAAAAGGUGAACCUUUCUCUUGGGGUCCAGAACAGGACAAGUCUCGCGAUUACGUUAUACACUGUUUGACGCACGAACCUGUUUUAGCGAUCUUUGACCCAGCUUUGCCAACAGAACUGCACACUGACGCCAGUUCAGUAGGGUUAGGUGCGAUACUAAUGCAGGAGCAUCCCGAUAAGAAGAAAAGGGUCGUUGGUUAUUACAGUAGAUCCACUCAGGGGGCUGAAUCACGAUACCACAGUUAUGAACUGGAGACGUUGGCAAUGGUUCGAGCACUCCAGCAUUUCCGUCAUUACUUGAUAGGUAUACAUUUUAAAAUUGUGACGGACUGUAACUCACUGAAGUUAACAGAACGGAAAAAAGACCUAUUGCCCCGUGUCGCCCGCUGGUGGGUCUAUCUCCAAGAUUUUAAUUUCACUUUAGAGUACAGAAAAGGCUUAUUUAUGCAGCAUGCCGAUUAUCUUAGUCGGAAUCCUCCUGCAAAUGUAUCUUAUAUCCGGAAUCAUAACAACUGGGCAAAGAUCGCUCAAACCGCGGACGAUGAGACACAAGGUCUUAUCACUAAGCUAAGAGAGAGUCAGUUAGAUCCCUCUAGGUAUGUUGUAAAAAAUGACCUGUUAUAUUAUAAGUACGUACCGACUGGCGAGGAACCGCGUUUUCUAUGCUACAUACCUAAGGGUCACCGGCUUAGCCUUUUAAGGAUAUUUCACGAUAAUCACGAUCACAUCGGUGCCGACAGAACGACGGAUUUAAUUUUACGUCAUUUUUGGUUUCCGGGCUUACGCCAAUUUGUUAGGAAAUAUGUUAAGCACUGUCUGGUUUGUUUGGCACAUAAGAAAGUCCCCAGAGCGCCACUACAACCAAUUGAAUCCUGGACCAAACCUGAUAUUCCCUUUUCCACUGUCCAUACUGACGUACUGGGACCACUGCCGGAAUCAAACGGGUAUAAGUUCGUGCUGCUCGUUAUUGACUCGUUUACGAAAUUCUGUCUGUUAUAUGGUAUUUACAGGCAAGACACUGAUGAAUUAAAACGAGUGUUCAGAAACGCAGUUUCGCUUUUUGGAGCCCCGUCUAUGAUAGUCUGUGAUCGCGGUCGAAUGUACGAUAGUACUGACUUUCAAAACUGGGUUAAUAAAAUCGGAAGUUCUCUUCACUACAUUACACCCGGUAUGCACAGGGAGAACGGACAGGUGGAGAGAUAUUGCCGUACCGUACUCAACAUGCUGCGAGUUGAAGUGGGGAAUAGAGGGGUACAAUGGUCUGACGUACUCUGGAGGGUACAGUUAACCCUCAAUAUCACCCGACAGUCUACCACCCAGGCAUCGCCACUACAGCUGCUCAUUGGUAUCGAUGCAGCAACUCCUGCGAUACGAUCCCUUGUGAGGGAUACUGCUUUGCAUGACUCUGGUACUAAUCGAGAGGCGUUAAUGACACUAAGGCGUCAACGCGCUGCUGAAAAUCUGACGGCUAAUCAACGGCGUCAAGACGCGUACGUCAACGAGGAUAGACGUCAACCUCGUGUGUACUCUGUAGGUGACUUUGUGUUUGUGUCUAAGAGUUCACAGAGCACCGGUAAACUGGACGCGGGCAUGCGCGGCCCCUAUAAGGUGGUGAGCGCGUUGCCACAUCAUCGUUACGAGCUGGAACUCCUGGCCGGGUCAUAUGGCAAAAGAACCCAGGCUGCCGCGGAAAACAUGGUGUUGUGGCAUGGCGAAUGGACGCCGGAGACUUGCGCAGCUUUCUUUCGGAGCGACGACCAUGAUGAACCUGGCGAUGGCCCGAAUGAUGAUGGUUCGGGAGAUGACGGUGAUACUCAACCCGCAGCUAUACACGCGGGCGAGGACGCGCCGCGGUCAGGAACGGCCGUCUUAGCAAGUCUCUGCUCACCCCAACCUAGCUGCAGCCGUGAUGCAUAAAUAGCAGCGCAAACGAACGCUCGGGCUCACUUUUUUGUCGGCGCUCGUGGAGUACGGACGGUUAUAGGAUCAAUUUAUAUUGUUUUGAUUGUCAUGGGCUAUUUUUGUCGGUAUUAGUGUUAAUUUGAUAAUUAGGUUGUAAAAUCAGUUAAGGAGUAUAAAAUAAUUUGUUUACUGAAAUCUUAUUUGUUAAAUAAAAUUAUUAGGUCAA